Messenger RNA from Synchiropus splendidus (mandarinfish), 4063 nucleotides. RefSeq names its product zinc finger CCCH-type containing 7A (gene zc3h7a). NCBI's taxonomy places the organism in Eukaryota, Metazoa, Chordata, Actinopteri, Syngnathiformes, Callionymidae. Gene Ontology annotation, molecular function: protein binding; metal ion binding; miRNA binding. Gene Ontology annotation, biological process: miRNA processing. The transcript has 23 exons. Bases 521 to 3646 code for a protein of 1041 amino acids. The record is from RefSeq and is a predicted model, not a curated record.
ACAUGAAUAAAGCCAGUGUUGUAGGCAUGUUCAAAAAUCUCCCUGUCCGAAUACAGCCACGGGUCCUGUCGUCAUGGCCCGCUUUAAUACAUCACAGAUUUAUAUUAUAAAUUCAAACUUCGGAGAAAUCUACGCGAGAAAUGUGCGAUCAAAUCCGCCACAGGCCGGGUCGCCGAGUGUAUUUUUAAAUUGCGUUACUUGUCUAAAGAUUAAAACCUGUUUGAUAUUGUAUUGUGAAAAUAUUGUUUUUAAAUAUCUCCUCGACUCCAUGAAGCUGAGUUUCCUCCUGAAGUCAACACAGUACAUUACAUUUCCUCUAUCGAAUUUGUUGCCUUUUUUGUCCUGAAGCCAAUCUUUCUGAAUCACUUGUUAGUACUAUGAUUUACUUGAGUAACUGUUUUGAUCGUCUGCUGUAGUUUAGGUGAACGACACAUAGCUUUGUUGACGUUUUUAGCACGCAAGCUAAUGAGAGAUAGCGCAACUUUUAUUUCCGGAACUACACGUUUGUCGUCACGUCUACAUGCGGAAGAUGUACGCAAUGAAGUCCAGGCGAAUGGAACUCAUGAUGAUUUUUAACGAAAUAAAGGCUUUUAAUUUGAAUAAUCACUCUGUAAACCGGUUGAACAAUUUUCAGAUUCACAUCAACGACACUGAAGGCACUGAAAUUCAGGAGUGGACAUCACAACACGGCAACAUGUCUGGAGCAUGUCAGGACAGGAGUCGUCGCUGGCAGGACAUUCAAAAUGGUCUCCAGUUUCUUCAAUCAACUCUUCCUUUUCCAGGAAGUCAAGAACAGUACGAGGUGUUCAUUAAGGAGCUUGUAUGGAAUCUAUUUGGUGAGGGAAACGAUGUUUUUAAAGAAGGGGAGUGGACGAAGUCCAUAGAGCUGUAUACAGAAUCCCUGAGCAUAGCAGACUACGCAGAUUCAGAAGACAUCGACGUAGACCGAAGUUUGCUGGAAAAGCUGUACGCCAAUCGAGCUGCCGCCUACCUUAACAUUGUUCCGGGACUCUAUGAUCAAGCACUAGAAGACAGCGAGAAGGCUCUCCAACUGAAUGAUGGGAACUACAAAGCGCUGUACCGAAAAGCUAAAUCGUUGAAGGAGCUGGGGAAACAUCAAGAGGCCUACGAGGCUGUUGCCAAAUGCUCUCUAGCGGUGCCUCAGGACCCAAGUGUUAUACAGCUCACUCAGGAUCUUGCCAAAACUUUAGGAUUAAAAAUUCGUAAAGCUUAUGUGAGGAGCAAGCCAGUCUUGAAUGUUUCAAGAGGACCUAGUUAUCAAGAUGCCUCCUGUGAUAAGUUUCCUUUUGGCUUGUCUUCAGUUGAAGAAAUAGAAACAGGUGUUGCAGAAGUGCCUCAGAUCCAGGAAAGCAGUGUUCCAGUGUCAGUCCCAGCUCCAAUCCAGCCUCCGCCAUUAGUGCACCCGCCAUUGAAUGACCUUGCGUUGGACGAGCUCCCUACAAAGAACAGUGUCCCCUCCGAGCCACCAGGGUUCGAGUCAGUUCCCACUUCAGUCCCUCUCCCAGUACCCACAUUUGUUAAUGGGUGCAGGACUGUUAAGCCUAGUUCUUUACUCGAAUCCAGUCCAAGUUUUGACGCGGACAUCAUUGGGGAUGACCUUGAUGACCUCCUGGACCAAACUGGGCCUGAUGCCUCCAUGGUCAUACCCACAGUCAAGGGACCUCUCCCUUUGCCAACCAGUAUUUCAUCUAACAGUUCCCUGUCAAGUCCAUUCCUCAUGCCGUCUCACAUCAGCCCCUUCCUCCACAACAGCUCCCCACAGUGCACUGUAAACCUGCCCCCUCUGUAUCACCAGUCAGGAUCCAGCCAGUAUUUUGGAUUGGACACUUUUGACACGUUACCAGCAAAUAUGGACUCACUGGAUAGUCUCUCCAUCACUGACUAUAGACCAGAUUAUUCUAGAACCUCCUUCAUUCCUCAGUUAAAUCACAAAGAAAGUCCGAUGGGCAUGGCAGUGGGUAUGCCCGAUCUGAAGUGCUUGCCUGUUGCUGUGGAUCUAUCCAAAAACCCUUUAGCCGAUACACAUGACUUCAAACAAGCAUGUAAUAUCUGCUACGUCAAAACCGGGCCUGGAGUGUUGGAUUACACGCUCCAUACUGAGGAGCAUAAAUGCAAAAAAGACAUUUUACUGGGCCGCCUCAAACAUUCGCCAGACAAAACUUGGAAAAUGAUUCGGCCAAGACCCACGAAAACCCAAUAUGUAGGACCAUAUUACAUUUGCAAAGAGGUGGCGGUGGGGAAAGAGUGCCUGUAUCCUGGCCACUGCACAUUUGCAUACUGUCAAGAAGAGAUUGACGUUUGGACUCUGGAGCGGAAAGGUUUUAUCUCUCGAGAGCUCCUCUUCGAUCCCUUCGGCGCACACUCCAACGUCAGGCUAACAGUUCCAAAGAUCCUAUUGGAGCAUAGAGGGAUGUUCAUGUUUCUUUGUGGGAUUUGUUUUGACCACAAACCACGAAUCAUCAGCAAAACCAACAACAACGACCCUUCGCUUUGCUCUCAUCCGGUCACCAAGCACGACUUUGAGGAGCACAAGUGCCUGGUCCACAUUUUGAAGGAGAAUGCAGUCCACUAUUCCAAAAUCCGACCCCUGACGCCGAUGUGCCAACUGGACAUUUGCCGCCAUGAAGUCCGAUAUGGCUGCGUGAGAGAAGAUGAGUGUUUUUAUGCCCACAGUCUCAUCGAGCUGAAGGUGUGGAUGCUGCAGCAUGAGCUGGGUAUCACUCAUGAAGGCAUAGUGCAGGAAGCCAAAAAGGUUUGGAAUGGAGCGUCCUCGUUGCCCGGAGCUCCGCUUGCCAACACGCAGAGAAGGUUCGGCCCUCCACACCUGAAGAUGAUGUUUGUUUGCGGUCAGUGCUGGAGAAACGGGCAACUGACAGAAGCUGACAAGAGUAAGAAGUUCUGUUCAGCGAAGGCCAGGCACACGUGGGCCAAGGACAGACGGGUGGUGCUUGUAAGUUCCCACGAGAGGAAAAAGUGGAUCGCCAUGAGACCGCUCCCCACAAAGAAGCCCAUCCCAUCUCAAUUUGAGAUCUGCAUGCACGUGACUGCCGGCAAGAAGUGCCAGUACAUUGGGAAUUGUACGUUCGCUCAUAGUGUGGAGGAGCGAGACCUUUGGACCUUCAUGAAGGAUAGCAACAUUCCAGAUAUGGAAGUGCUGUAUGAGCAGUGGCUGCUGUCCCAGAAGCCUGGCUGGAGCGACGAAACCUCCAAUAGCUCUGUCAGGGAGAACGGGAAGCAGAUCCACAUGCCCACCGAUUAUGCAGAGGAAGUGGCCGGUAAUCACUGCUGGCUGUGCGGUAAGAACUGCAACAGUGAGAAGCAGUGGCAGCAGCACAUCACUUCAGAGAAACACAAAGACCGUGUCUUCAACUCGGAGGACGACCAGAACUGCUGGCAGUAUCGCUUCCCCACCGGCACUUUCAAAGUUUGCGAGAGGUUCCUCAAAGGGACGUGCACCGAGGACGACUUGUGUAAGCUGGCUCACGGCGAGCAGGAGCUCAAGGAGUGGAUGGAGCGCCGGGAGUUCCUUUUGAUGAAACUUGCCAAAGCCAGAAAAGAUCACCUUAUAGCCCCCAAUGACAAUGAUUUUGGAAAAUACAGUUUUCUCCUUAGAGACAUUAAAUAAUUAAGCCACAAUGAUCCUGUAUUGAAGAUAAAAGAGAAGAAAGUUUGGUUCAAACACAAGUUGAUCCCAGAGGUUUUCGGGGAGAGGGAAGGCCUCCAGAUCUAAAGCAUGCUUGUAAAAGCAGGGGUCUGCGUGCGACUGGUGGCUGGCUUCCUCUCAUCUGAACGGCAGGAGUCCUUCCUAACAGUUCAAGUUCAUACUUAGACACUGGUACUCACCGCUCCGUAGGAACGGUGUACAAACUAGCAUGAGGCCGACAGAACCCGAUCGUCUCCAGAUGGACACUUCAUAUCUUAACAUUUUGUCCCUGUCACUAGGUUUUAUGUUUGAAAUGAGUUAUUCUUUGUUGUCCUCAUCCUCCAGGUAUCUGUAUAACCAAGUUAAUCGACACCACACCAAAUAAAAACGUUUUUGGAA